GUCAUUACCAUAAUGGUGGCUGAGAGCAACAGAAAUUAGAACGAAAAAAUAAUAAUCAGAAACAGGAUGGAUUAAAUUGAAAAAUUGACUGCAGUGGUACAAAGUUCAAGAAGUAAAAUGAUGGACAAGAACACAAAUGCUGCUGAUAAUAAAGUGACACCUGAAAUUGAUGUUGACAAGAUUAUUGAGCAGCUUCUUUCAGUGAAAGAAUCUCCUGGCAAACAGGUCCAGCUUCCAGAAACACAGAUAAGACAGUUAUGUAUCCUGUCUCGCCAAAAAUUUCUAGACCAGUCAAAUCUUCUUGAACUAGAAUGCCCAGUAAAUAUAUGUGGAGAUAUACAUGGACAGUUUGAUGAUUUAGUUAAAACAUUUGAACAGAAUGGUUAUCCACCAGCCAAAAAUUACCUCUUCCUUGGUGAUUACGUUGACAGAGGGAAAAGGUCGUUGGAAUCAAUUUGUCUUCUCUUAGCAUACAAGGUCAAGUACCCAGAAAACUUCUUUCUUUUAAGAGGAAAUCAUGAGUGUGCUUCUAUAAACAGAAUUUAUGGGUUUUAUGAUGAGUGCAAGCGAAGAUACAAUAUAAAGUUAUGGAAGACUUUUACUGAUUGUUUCAACUGUUUACCCAUCGCUGCUGUGGUAGAGGAUACAAUAUUGUGUAUGCAUGGUGGGUUGUCACCUCAUUUAAAUCACCUAGAUCAGAUACGAAAUAUGGAACGACCUAUGGAUGUUCCGGACCAGGGUCUUGUGUGUGAUAUGUUGUGGUCAGAUCCUGAUGAGGAUAUAACAGGUUGGGGAGAAAAUGAUCGAGGUGUUUCUUUUACAUUUGGUGGUGAUAUUGUGAAGGAUUUCUGCAAAAAACAUGAUCUCAGUCUUAUAUGUAGAGCGCACCAGGUGGUUGAAGAUGGUUACCAGUUCUUUCAGAAAAGACAGCUGGUAACAAUAUUUGGUGCACCAAAUUACUGUGGAGAAUUUGACAAUGCUGCUGCCACAAUGAUAGUUUCAGAUGACCUAACAUGCUCGUUUACUAUACUCAAGCCACAGCUCAAGAAGAUGAUAGUGGAUGAAAAAUCAGACAAAAAGAAAAAGAAAUAAACACAAGAGGUUAUAAUAGAGACAUGAUAGUAGAGUGAUAGUGCUAUUUUUGUAUAGAAGACAAGUUUCAGAAAUUUGUUAAUAAAUGGCAAUAAUAUUUUAUUUACAUAUGGGUGGUUUAAAAAAAAUGAAGGUAAAGUAUGACAUUGGGUCUCAUGUUUAGAUGAUGAUUUUCAUUUUUAUUCUACACAUGUAUUACAGCAAAGACAGAUUCAAUUUUGGAUGCCAGAUUGUUAAGGAAUAGGUAUUUGACAAAAUUUUGAACUUUAUACAGUCUAGAUAAGUUUUUUUAAAUAUCUUAAACAGAUACCCCAUAAGGAAACGAUGAUUGUAGAGAUAUGGCUACAAAAAGAUAAAUGUCAUCAAAGGGAAUAAAAUAUUUUUCCUAUCAUGAUUUUAGCUCACCUGAGUGCGACUGCUCAUGGCAAGCUUUUAGGAUCAUUGGAUGUCCCUGUGUCCAUCAUUCACAAUUCCUUUAAAGAACAUUCUUUUCUUUCAACCAAACUUUGCAGGAAUGUUCCUUGGGUAGUACCCUGUUAGAUUUCUUCAAAUACAGGUCAUCCAUACAGAAUUCUGGUGUAGGCUGCAUCUAAAAGGGGGAAACUGAAAAUCUUCCCUUCAGAAACCAAUCGUCGAAUUUUGAAAUUAUUUCACAGAAAUGUUCCUUGGGUGUCAUUCUACCAAAUUCCUUUAUAUCAUUGUUUUUUUAAACUUGUACACAAGGGGUAGGGGCUAGUUUUCUCAGUAUGUCUAUUUGGAAAACUGUUAAAAUCUUCUUAAAAACAGCUGGCCUGAUUUGAAGAACAAUAUCCCCAGCAUUGUUCCUAAGUUCACCCUUUACUAAAUUCCUUUUAGUGAUUGUGUGUCUCAAGACAUGGCUGCCAGGGGAGGUGGGUAUGUGGGCAGUAGGGGUGGGGCGGGGGAGGGGGGGCUAGUCUCUGGAUAUAUGGAAAUCUUUGAAAAUUUGCUCUAAAACGGCUGGUCUGAUUUCAAAUUAUUUUGCUGAAAUGUUCCUUGGGUGGCCAUCUACCAAAGUCUUCCAUGUUGAUUUGUAACAUAACAUGGCCUCAAGUCGAAAAAUCUUUAAAGGUCUCAUAAACUGCUGGUCUGAUUAUGAAAUGAUUUCACUAAAGAUUACUUCAGUGAGCCUAUACCAAGCGUGUUCACAAAAGGUUUCGUGUAUAUAUAUUGUAGGUCCUACAUUUAUUAUGUAGUAGUGGAAACUUCAAAAAUCUUUCUUUCAGAAUGCUAGCCCAACUACAAACUGAUCUGCAGAUAUUUCCCUUACAUGACCCUCUCCAAAAUAUGUUCAACCCAGCUGUGAAACUCAGGUGAGUGAUCAGUUGAACAAAGUUUACAGCUAGGGGUAACCAUCUUUAAACUUCUGUCAUGGCAUUUAUAAGGGCAUAACAAUUUGAAGAUAGAUACCAAAAUUAUGAAUAAGGCUCAUACAGUGUUAAAAAUGCUUAAAUUUGAUAUACUUUCUUAAAAAGUCCUAAAAAUGUCAACUUUUAGAAGUGCUUAAAAAGUCCUUAAAUAUGGUUUAGAUGAGUGAAGUUUUGUAAUUUUUUUACCUGCAUGAAAAAACGUGGUAAAUCUGAAGACCUUAUUUGUUGAGCAUCAAAAUAUGUUAUUUGUAUCAGGGUGGAACUAACAGAGGGACAAAAACACAGGUUUUACAUUCAGCAAUAUUCUAUCUUCGCUUUCCUAUUGUCAAAUCAUCUUGUUAUUUUGAUAAAAAGUGACUGAAGUUCCCAUGUUUGUGGAUGAUGACAAUAAAUUUGGAACAGACUGUUUUAUUCACAAAAUAUGGAUAUUUUCAGCAAAGUUAUUGUUGGUGAUGUAACAGUAAACAUAUUAACUGAACAAUAAGUUCUCUCCAAAAUGUUCUGUUCUAAAAGAUGAGAUCUCAUAACAGUAAUCAUAGAAAUAUAGAAAAACAGGCCUGGAAAAUAAGGAAAAGCUCCUUAAAAAGUCCUUGAAUUGUUUUUAUGUUAGUCUGUAAUACUAUGUACCUUUUAAUAAAAUAAAACAAUAACAACUCGAUUUAACAUGUUGGUUCCAAAAGCUCAUAACUUUUAGUUAAUUUGAAUAAGAAGAAAAACUUUUUUAAACCACCCAUAUGUAAUAGACUUCACACUGGGUGCAUACGUAGCCAGCAUUAUUUUGUUUAGGAAAAAGUUAUGACAGCGUUUCUUUUAACAUUGAUUCCUUUUGGUAUCAGUGUUCGAUACUUAUUUAUAUAUAAUAAGAAAUGAUGCCACCUUGUUGAUUAAAAUUUUUCAGUUGUUUCACUUUUGAAAAAUUACUGUAUAGAAUAGCUUUGUUUUCAAGUUCAGCUCAAAGUGUAAGUUUAAUGGGGGUUAAGGUAAGUUCAUAUUUAAUGGUGCAUAAUUUGAGUGGUCAGUAUUGUUUUCACUAAAUAUUAUGAUGAUUUUUAUGUCUUUUAGCAUGCAAGAUGUAUCUGUGUUCAACAUUUUAAAAGAUUUUUAUCAUUAUGAGUUGAAUAGCGAGAAUACAAGUCACACUUGAAGCCACAAAUAUAGGUUAUCCCUCCCAACUGCUGUUUAUAUUUGUUUUGUAAAACAUUGUCAUAUGUGUAUUUGUUUUCUUACUUAUUAAGGAGUUGUUUUAGCUGUCCUGAGCAUGAAGUACUCAUGGUAACGAAGAGCUUGUGGUAAACAUUUAGGAUUGUCGUAUGUCUGUUCUUAGUUUCUUAUAAGAACCUGUCAAACCAGGAAAAAAUUCGACCCAAUUUCAAAGGAAAGUUUGUUGGUCCUCUUUCGAAGUCUUUUAAAUCUAGUACCUCCCUCCAGAAAUGUUCAAACUCUUUUGAUUUGGCAAAACACAUGGCUGCCAGAGUUUAAAAUAGAAUAAUCUAUAAAUAUUUCUGGUAAACUGAAGGUCAGAUGUUGAAAUAUUUCCACAGAAAUGAUCCUAUAGUGAAGUUUCUUUAAAUAUUCUGUGGUUUGUCAAAAACAUGGCCACCAGCAUAGUCACUUAUAUUUUUUAGGUAUAGUAGAAAAAUCUUCAUGUCAGAAACCACUUGCCCAAUUUGAAAAUAAUUUCACAGAUACUGCCCUUGUGUCUCACCCGAUCAGGAUCAUUCAGGCUAGUUUUGAAACUCAAGUGAGCGAUGUAGUGGGGCCAUAAUGGCCCUCUUUUUAUUGAUACCUCAAUGGUGAAUGUUUUAUGUACUUGUUGUGAAAAAAUUAAGAGAAUUAGAAUGACAGACUUAUUUGCUGAGUUUGUUUAUCUGUCCUAUAUCUAGGUCUCUUUGCUGUUUUCUAUUUUUGUCACAUUAGUUCAGUUAGAUCUGUAUACUUGUUACUCUGGAAAUAAUGCCUUUACAUCAUGUAUAACCUAGAAUAAAAGUUUGGUCUAACAUAUGAAAGUAUCAACCAUGUCACGAAUAAAUAACCUUGUGUUAGGCUAUAAAUCUAGUAACGAUACUAAAAAAGUAUCUUUCUAAAGAUUGACUAGCAAAAUCAUUUAAACAAUUGUGUUUUAAAAUCAGUUUCAAAGUCUACAUUUUAAGAGUUUUUUCCCCUGUUUUUCUGUACAUGAAAUUGUCAUCAAAAUGGUGAUUUACCCAUAAACUCACAAUAUCAAAACAGUUUUUCAAAUCAGUCCAGUAAAAGAAAAGUUGGUAUAUGACUAUAUCUUUUUUGAUGCACUAAAAUUUCUUGUUGAAUCUUGAUGCAUGGAAAAAUUGGGUUCAAAUGAAAUUUUGAAAUUUUACAUUGUAGAAAACAAUUAAGCCAAAGUGGCAAAACUGCCAUAAAGUUGGGAAAAAAUUUAGAACUAAGCAAAAAAACCAGUGACCUGAUAAAUAUUUGACACUGGCAUCCAACUAAAUUCUACUGAUAUGGAUUUGUAAUUUAUAAAAGGUAUAUUGGUGUGAAAUAUCUAGCUUUUUAUACGCCUGUUUGAAAAACGGGACGUAUUAUGGGAACACCCCUGGCGGGCGGGCGGCGUCCACAGACUUUGUCCGGAGCAUAUCUUCUUCAUGCAUGGAGGGAUUUUGAUGAAACUUGGCACAGUUGUUCACCAUCAUGAGACCGAGUGUCCUGAGCAAGUACCGGGUCCCUGGGUCUAAGGUCAAGGUCACACUUUGAGGUCAAAGGUCAAAUUCAAGAAUGACUGUUCGGGGCAUAUCUUCUUCAUGCAUGGAGGGAUUUUGAUGAAACUUGGCACAGUUGUUCACCAUCAUGAGACAGAGUGUCUUGCGCAAGAACCAGGUCCCUAGGUCUAAGUUCAAGGUCACGGAGAUCAAAGGUCAAAUUCAAGAAUGACUUUGUCCGGAGCAUAUCUUCUUCAUUCAUGGAGGGAUUUUGAUUUAACUUGGCACAAUUGUUCACCAUCAUGAGAUGGAGUGUCAUGCACAAGAACCAGGUCCCUAGGUCUAAGUUCAAGGUCACACUUAGAGGUCAAAGGAUACAAGAAUGAAAACUUUGUCCGGAGCAUUUCUUCUUCAUGCAUGGAGGGAUUUUGAUAUAACUUGGCACAAAUGUUCACCACCACGAGUUGGAGUGUCUUGCGCAAGAACCAGGUCCCUAGGUCUAAGGUCAAGGUCACACUUAGAGGCCAAAGGUCAGAUGCAAGAAUGACUUUGUCCGCAGCAUUUCUUCUUCAUGCAUAGAGGGAUUUUGAUGUAACUUGGCACAAUUGUACACCAUCAUGAGACGAAGUGUCAUGCGCAGGUCCCUUCUUUAGAAUUACUUCCCUUCGUUGUUACUAUCAAUAGCUUGUAUUGUAACUUUUUCAUUACUAGUCGUAGGGAAAAAUCGAGACCACUUUUCUGUAGAACAACAUGCAUGUUACAUACAAUUCUGAAGUGUAUUUUGACCUAUCUCUACCUUGUAAGGAUUUUUGUGUGAACUUACAAUUUUUUUUGGGGGGGGGGGGAUGUUUUUUUUUUUUUUUUUAAGAUUAACUUCCCUUAGUUGUUACUAUAAAUAACUUAUAUUGUAACUUUUUUAUAAUUGACCGUAGGGAAAAACCAAGACCACUUUUCUGUGGUACAACAUAGAUGCUACUUUCAAAUUUUAGGUGUAUUUUAAGGUAUCUCUACCUGUUAAGGAGUUUUGAUGUGGAUUUAGAAAAACAAAAGAAUUACAGUAAUUACUACCGCAAAAUUAAAAUUUCAUUUGCAAAUACAGGUGCUAGUGUAAAGAAAUUUGCUGUGACGGGUGUAUAUUGUGACAUUCUGGCACUCUUGUUGUUCCAUGUUUUCGUGAGUGUAAAUAUAAGAUAAUAAUUUAUUGUAAUGCUAAUUUGCGAAAGUAGUGUGUAAUGACAGGAGUAUUUUGUUACGCUCUCCAAUAUAAGGUAUUUGAGUCCAGCAUGUCCAUCAGUCCAAAAUUGUUAAAUGGACUUUCAGAUAACUGCACAAAAAUUUUCACAAUUAUAAUAUAACAUGGUACACAUAGGUCACAACGUCCAAAGUCGAGAUCACUUUUAGAGGUCAAAUUCCAUGACUUAAAUCUCCUAUACAGAUAGGAAAUUUUCAUAAAACUAGCAUCAGUUGAUUUUAUAAAGACUACAUGCUGAGUGCAUGACCAGUCUCCAAAGGUCCAAGGUCAAGGUCAGACUUGGAGCCAAAGGUCAGAUAUCUUUAUUUAGCAUCUGUACGAUAUCUUCUCUUGGAAAGAUUUUCAUUGAAGUAGCAUCAGUUGUUUGCCUCAUUAAGAUGACAUGCAGAGAACAUAACACAGGUCUCUAGGUUCAAGGUCAAGCUCAUACAUGGAUUGCUAAAGUUCAAAUAGCUCAAUUUCAUGUCUGCCCCAUAUUUUCUAAAUGGCUGGAAUGAUUUUAAUGAAACUGGCAUCAAUUGUUCACCUUUUCAAGAUUACAUGAGCCACAUCACUAGGUCCAAGGUCCAAGGUCAAGAUCAUCUCGGAAGCCAAAGAUCCUAUAGCUAUAUUUCAUGUCUGCUCCAAAUCUUCUAAACUACUUGAAAGAUUCAUAAUACCAGCAUCAAUUAUUUACAAAGAGACAACAUGCAAAAUUCAAUACCCGUGCUACCACCCAACAACCUUUCCUGUAUCAAAGCAGCAUUUUGGGGUCUAGUUUGUUUUCAGUGUAAGAGCGAAAUAUUCAGCAAGUGAACACCAGCUGCAAUAUUUUCAUAAGUGGUAUAGCCCCAGGUAUAAAUGUAAGAUCUUGUGUUGAUAAUCAAUCUAAAACACAUUCCUUUAUUUCAUGUCUUUAUAAUAGUUUUAAGUAUACUUUCCACAUUAUAAAGUUCCUUAUCAGUGAAAGAAUUUCAGUUGUGUUUCUCACUGAAAUGACCAGGUAUAUUUUGCUGUUUCUUUUUUACUAUAAAGGGCAUUUUUAUAUAUGCAUCAUUAAUUGUGAUAACAAUUGAUGUUAAUGUGUAAGUCAAAACUUUUGUUCAAAAUACAGUUACAUGCUGAAUUGAAAUUCAUAUUUAUAAUUCAAUAAAACCGUCAUAUUGUAGAGCAUCAUAACUUGUAUUUCACAAAAUUAUGUGCUGUUAAUGCUAUGUCAGAAGUUUCAUAGAAUAAUUUACAUCUUUGUAAAUACCAAGAUUCACAAAAUCUGGUAGCACAUGCUUCAUACCGAAUGGGACUAUGUCCAUUCUUGUACUUCAUACAUUCUAGUCUGCAUGCAAAUACUCAAAAUAUUUCCUAUGCAAUCUUUAAAAAGCCCACAUAGUUUGCUAAUUAUUAUGUUCUCAAAAAACAAAUGCACAUAAGCUUUCAGUCCAGUAGCUAAAAACUAUCAAACAUAUAUGAGAUUGAUAUAUCAAACACAUUCAAAGGAGCUUAAACUAUCACUUAAGUAUUCAUUCCAGUUUCUCAUAGAUGAUGGCACUGCACCAGUUACAUACAGCAAAACAUUGAUUGCUCAAGGUAGCAAGAACUUAUCCAGGGUUUCAAUUAAUCCAAACAUAAAAUAUAUACAGAAUGGCCAAGGACUACAAAAAUUGCUUGAGUAAGCCCAGGAGCUUGAGCUGUCAAUGCUCAAGUGAACAGUUUUUCACAGUAUAGCAUUAGUAAACCUGAGGGUUUUAGUACUAGAUCAGUGUUAUUUUCCACUAAGUUUGUAUUUGCAUGAUAAGGUAAUGCAUAGUUUGCCAGUCUUUAAUUACAUAGUAUAAGAGGUGAGGCAAUCUAAUAUGUAACAACAUUUGAAUGAGCUUUUUAUUUUGUUAAUCUGGAGUCUGGAGAUUAGAAAAUCUCUUUUAGAUCAUGAUAUACCAUCCAUAUGACAUAGUUUUAAUUAAUAUAUUAGAGGGAAGGCAUUUUACCAAAAAAUCUGUUAAAUAUUGCUCAGUCUGGUCAGGAUCCAUGCUGUUCGCUAACGGUUUCACUAAUUGCAAUAGGCUUUGAAAGUGAACAGCAUGGAUCCUGACCAGGCUGGUCGCAAACACACUAAAUUGGUUUUCUCAUGAUCAGCUCAUAUAUUUUGAAAAGUAUUUUUUUUUACAUUUAUCUGGAGGCCUAUUCCUUCGAUAUCAUUAUACAUCACAUGUUAGUAUUCAACAGAAGUACCACAAGGGUUUUUCACAGCUUUCUUCAUUUUGCAAGAACCAAUCAGUAUGUUGGGAUAGUCUUAGAAGAUGAUACCAAGAACAUUUAGAAUUUGAUAUAUGCUUAUUUUCCAUCAUUUAAAUUCCCUGGCAAAAAGUAUAUUUUGCAAGUGAAAGAUUUACCCAUGAAAAUAUAAAAACAAUUUGUUUUCUAAAUUUAUCUUUGUAUAAAUUUCUUGUACAUUGUCUUUUAUGGGUGUUUUGAAAGCAUUUAAAAAUGAUGUCAGAAUACUAUUAUAAGAUAUUUUUGAGUCUAAAAUUGCUGAAUAAACCUAUUACAGAAUAUGUGAAACACAUAUUUGUAUGAAGUAACUUAAUGUAGCUCAAGGCUGUUCAUCUGUGAGUUAUAUUUUAAAAAGAGUUGUUGAAAUAGUGAACAAUUCAUGUUAUAAACAUAUUAUUCAUAUAGGUAGAUAUAUUCUUCAAAGUUACUAUGUACAUGGACAAGUCUCUGUAAAACGUUCCAUAAAAAUGCUUUAUUUAUAUGAAUAUCUUGUUGAUAUUUUAUUGUGAAUUUGAAUUUACUUUGUUAAUUUUUUGCAUUAAAGUUUUUUCUCGAAAUAAAUUCGGUUGAGUUUGAA
Molecule: messenger RNA, 9231 nt
Organism: Mercenaria mercenaria
Lineage: Eukaryota; Metazoa; Mollusca; Bivalvia; Venerida; Veneridae
Exons: 11
Coding region: 118-1092 (324 amino acids)
Cellular component (GO): cytoplasm; nucleus
Molecular function (GO): protein serine/threonine phosphatase activity
Source: RefSeq, a predicted model, not a curated record